Chanos chanos (milkfish) is the source of this 1839-nucleotide messenger RNA. Its product is annotated as interferon-induced GTP-binding protein Mx2-like. The transcript has 12 exons. Gene Ontology annotation, biological process: receptor internalization; synaptic vesicle budding from presynaptic endocytic zone membrane; defense response to virus. Bases 1 to 1839 code for a protein of 612 amino acids. The record is from RefSeq and is a predicted model, not a curated record. Gene Ontology annotation, molecular function: GTPase activity; microtubule binding; GTP binding. Gene Ontology annotation, cellular component: synapse; nucleus; microtubule. NCBI's taxonomy places the organism in Eukaryota, Metazoa, Chordata, Actinopteri, Gonorynchiformes, Chanidae.
AUGGAGGGCGUCGUCCAUAGUCACUUUGAUGAGAGAGUACGCCCAUACAUUGACUUGAUUGAUUCAUUGAGGCUGAUUGGCAUUGAGAAGGAUUUGGCUCUGCCGAUGAUAGCUGUAAUCGGAGACCAGAGUUCUGGGAAGAGUUCUGUGCUAGAAGCGCUUUCUGGGGUUGCACUGCCUAGAGGAAGUGGUAUUGUCACCAGGUGCCCACUAGAACUCAAACUACGGAGACUGAAGUGUGGGAUCCACUGGAGGGCAAUCAUAUCUUACCAAGACAAAUAUAUUGAAUUUUCCGACCCAUCUUUGGUGGAGGGUUAUGUUAAGAGCGCCCAGAAUGAGCUUGCAGGAGAAGGUGUCAGAAUCUGUGAUGAACUGAUCAGUUUGGAAAUCAUGUCACCAGAAGUGUGUGACCUCACACUCAUUGAUCUUCCUGGAAUUGCCAGGGUGCCAGUCAAAGGUCAACCAAAUGAUAUUGGGGAACAAAUAAAAAAUCUGAUCCUGUCAUUCAUUGAGAAGAAUGAAACCAUCAACUUGGUAGUUGUUCCAUGUAACGUUGACAUAGCAACAACAGAAGCACUGAAAAUGGCACAAGAAGUAGACCCUGAAGGAAAACGUACUCUCGCUAUUCUGACCAAGCCAGACCUGGUGGACCGGGGAACAGAGAGGAACAUCUUGGACAUAGUUCACAAUCAGGUUAUACCUCUGAGUAAGGGUUAUGUCAUUGUGAAAUGUCGUGGGCAGAAGCAGAUAGAUGACAAGAUUUCCUUGGCAGAUGCCACACGAAUAGAGAGAGAUUUCUUCAGACGCCAUGAGUUUUUUAGCUCUCUGUUAUAUGAGGAGAAAGCCACAAUUCAAUGCCUUUCAAACAAGCUAACUCAAUAUCUGGUAGAACAUAUUAAGAAAUCACUGCCACUGCUCUCAGAGCAGAUUAAGAAGCAGCUCUGGGACCUAAGGAAGGAUCUUAGUCAGUGUGAGCCUGGUCCACCUCUGGACCCUCAAAAGAGGAAAGCCUUCCUCAUUGACACCUUAACUCGGUUCAAUGACAAGAUCAAUCGUCUGGCAUCGGGGGAGGUUGUGAAUAAGGAGAACCUGUUCGUUCUCCUGCGGACUGAGUUCAAAAAGUGGAUGUGUCAUCUUGAUGAAACCAAGGAAUCCUUUCACCAGACAGUGCAGGAUGUGAUUAGAGAGUAUGACCAAAAACACAGAGGAAGGGAGUUGCCAGGGUUCAGUGACUAUAAUGUGUUUGAGAUGGUGGUGCAAAGACUGGUGAUCCAGCUCAAAGGCCCAGCUGUUGACACACUGAGGAUCAUAAGAGACACAAUCCAGACACAGUUUACGGAUAUAUCCAAAGCCUGCUUCCUAAACUACCCUUUUCUUCAGUGUGUCACUCUGAACAAGAUAGACAAUAUCCAGUCAAAGCAGGAAGCAAAAGUGGCAGAGAGGAUCAGGGAGCAGUUUGAGAUGGAGGAACUUGUCUACACCCAAGACGGCAUCUACUUCAAAACCUUAAAGGAGACUGCCCCUGCAAUAGGGGUUGAAAAGGCCUCAGAAGACAACUGUGCAGGCUUUGAUAGCAGGUCCAAUUACCCUGAGAUGCUGAGGGCCUAUUAUGAGAUUGUGGUCCAGCGGCUGGCAGACCAGGUGCCCAUGCUGAUUCGUUUCUUCAUGCUGAAGGAGUCAGCUCGACUUCUCUGCACCGAAAUGCUGGGUUUGAUGGAUGGUGCCAAUGUGGGUGAGAUCCUGCGGGAAGAGUCCGAUAUCAGCAGACGACGCGUAGACAUGCAGAACCGCGUGGAUCGACUGAGCAUGGCUCAGGAGAAGCUCAGCAACUUCAUCUGA